ACACUAAAAUAUUUGGUAGUAUCCAUAUAACAACCUCAGAAAAAACAUAAACCAGGUUCCUCUCUCCUCAUCUCCAUAAAAACCAUCAUUUUGUGUUAUACAUAACAAGAUUCUGAAGCACUAUAGCUUAGAAAAUCUUCUCUGUUCCUGAUCUCCCUCCCCCUCUCUAAAUCUCUGCCAAUUAGGAAGAAUGGCAGGUGUUGCGAGAGAGAUGGAAGAUUUCAAGGCAGCAAACAGGACGUUCGGUGGUGAAUGGAGGCUUGCGACGAAAGAUAAUAAUACUUCAUCAAAUCAACCAUCAUCUCAUCGCAGCACGCCGGAUCCCCCUCCUCAACCUAUCCGUUUACGAACACCACCAAUGCACAACAAGGCCAGCAACAAUUACACGAAUUACAACUAUAAUUCUCGUCCGACAUGGGGCGUUGGCAACCCUGAAUUGAAGAGGCAACGCCGUGUGGUGAAGUACAAGUCCUAUGCUGUUGAAGCCAAGUUGAAAUCUUCGUUAAGGCACGGGUUUCGUUGGAUGAAGAACAAGUACUGCGAAUUUGUUCGUGGCUACUAGGUUGCAAUGAUGAUCAAGAUGAAGCAGAGAGGGGGUUGUUUUCUGAAUCUUGUUUUUCCUUGCUCCUUGAGAUAAUGUAAAAUACGAGAAGUAAUUCAAGGAAGAAUAUGUUGAUUUUUUUGCUGUACAUAACAAUUUACAGAACCCAUGCUCUUUUCUUUGUCCUUCCUGGUUAUAAUCUCGGGCAAUAACAACGUUUGUAUGCAAGUUUUAAGCUGA
This is a messenger RNA of Theobroma cacao (cacao), 781 nucleotides long. Lineage: Eukaryota; Viridiplantae; Streptophyta; Magnoliopsida; Malvales; Malvaceae. The record is from RefSeq and is a predicted model, not a curated record.